UUCAUAGUUGGUGAAAUGGGUGAAGAUGAGAAUAGUUCAGUGCUUAGAAGAACACUCAAGAGUCUUUGUGUUAGUAAUGGUUGGUCUUAUGGCGUUUUCUGGUGUUUCGACCAAAGAAAUCCCAUGUAAGAUUUUUCUUUUUGUUCGUUUUGUCUUUUCUUCUUUACACCACACUCCUUUUGUUCUUUUCUUAAUCAAUUCUAUAACUUUUUUUACACCACACUCCUUUUGCUUAUUUUGUGAAUUUUCUUUCACUCUACAGGAUGAUUCUGAGGUUUGCUAUCAGUUUUCCUCUGGAAUAAAGACCAUUGUGGUAGUACCGGUUGAACCACGAGGACUAGUACAGUUUGGAUCUACUGAGAAGAUAUUUGAAAGAUUGGACUUUGUGGAUCAAACAAUGAGGCUCUUUCAGGAAAAAAACUUUCAGAAAAUGCCUUAACGUACAUGGUGGGGCUGUAUCAUUGGGACACCCAUUAGGAUGCAGUGGAGCUCGUAUCUUGGUUACAUUGUUAGGGGUAAUCUAUAAGCUUCACUUCUCUUGCAAUGCAUUCCUAGUUUGACAUUCUAAUAUAAUUUAUAUAGUUCUCUGGUUUUGUUUACAUGUUUUCUUAAUGUUCUAAAGUCAUAGUUCGUGGUCAUAUCUAAGCUUAUGCUUUCUACAUAUACUCAUGUGAAGUGAUCUCGUGUUUGUCAUUUAUUCUUUUAAAUUUCUUUCAUAUGGGUUCAUCACUAUCUUUUUUUUUUCUCCCCCUAUUUUUUUUUUGGUUGUUGGGUUGGGAAAAAUAGACCAUUCUUAAAACGUUAUAAAUUAAGCUCAUUUUAACAGGUUGGUAGGCUUUGAUAAUGAUACCACUUGUAAUUUUUUCUGUUUGGAUUUUUUUAAAUGCAUGUAAUGAAAUAUGAAUAUAAUUUAGUAAUGCAUUUGAACUAUCUAACAUUUUCUUUGCUUGAAUUUUUUUAGUGUAAAAGUUUAAUUUGUCAGAUUAGUCUUAGUGUCCAGUCUUUAAAGUUUAAUUGGAGAGCUGAUUAUUGAAAUAUAAACUGAACUGCAAUUUGUUGGAUUCAAAACUUGGACAGUGUAUUAUACUAAACUAUUCGGUUCUUAUCAUUACAAAAUGAUUUGCUGUUGUCUAUCCUUGUGCAGAUCUCUACAAAUUUUUAUUCUCCAAAUAUGAAUGUUGUCAAUGAGAACUUCCUCCCUCUGCUCAAACGCCUUGAUGACUGCAUAGCGUAAGGGGAUGCUAUUUACAUCAUAUAUAUUUAUGUAUGUAGAAAACAAUCCACAGUAUGUUGAAUCCGGCGUUUACUUACUCAAAUUUUGACAACUGCAGGUAGAAACAAAUUUAUGCAGAUAGCUGAUUAGAUAACGUUACAUUUUUGCACAUUCUUCCACUAAAAUUUGUUUCCAUUUCCAAUAAUUGAGUAAUUUUUUUGUUAUGACAGUCUCGAGCAUUGGGUAUGAUUCGCUCUCAUGUACUUUCUGUACUCAAAAGUGCGUCUUCUCAGGUAAAAUAAUGUACGGGUUGAAUUAAUGCGCUCCAUUGUUUUGUGCUGUUUUGUUGGGU
Humulus lupulus (European hop) is the source of this 1565-nucleotide messenger RNA. RefSeq lists its product as uncharacterized. The record is from RefSeq and is a predicted model, not a curated record. NCBI's taxonomy places the organism in Eukaryota, Viridiplantae, Streptophyta, Magnoliopsida, Rosales, Cannabaceae. The coding region runs from base 26 to 439 and encodes 137 amino acids. Gene Ontology annotation, molecular function: DNA-binding transcription factor activity. The transcript is spliced from 5 exons. Gene Ontology annotation, biological process: regulation of DNA-templated transcription.